UGCUGUCCAGAACCCUUUAGUCUCAGAGAGGAUGGAGUUGACCGUCCUGUAUAAGGAGUAUGCGGACGAUGACCAUGUAUACCAGCAGAAGAUCAAGGAUCUGCUGAAGAAGUAUUCCUACAUUCGGAAAACGAGGCCGGACGGGAACUGCUUCUACCGAGCGUUUGGCUUUUCCCACCUGGAGGCUCUACUGGAGGACGGCAAGGAGCUGCAGCGCUUCAAGGAAGUGGCGGCGAAAAGCAAAGAGGUGCUGGUUUCGCAGGGCUUCACGGAAUUCACCAUUGAGGACUUCCAUAACACGUUCAUGGACCUGAUCGAGCAAGUGGAGAAACAGACCACGGUGGCGGAGCUGUUGGGCUCCUUCAACGACCAGAGCACCUCCGAUUACCUUGUCGUCUACCUACGGCUGCUGACGUCCGGCUACUUGCAACGGGAGAACAAGUUUUUCGAGCACUUCAUCGAGGGAGGACGGAGCAUAAAGGAGUUCUGCCAGCAGGAGGUGGAGCCCAUGUGCAAGGAGAGCGACCACAUCCACAUCAUCGCCCUGGCUCAGGCCCUCAACGUCUCCAUCCUGGUGGAGUACAUGGAUCGGGGCGAGGGCGGGGCCACCAACCCCCACGUCUUCCCCGAAGGCUCCGAGCCCAAAGUGUAUCUACUCUACAGACCGGGACACUACGACAUCCUGUAUAAAUAGACGGGGGGGGGGUAGGAGCGAGGCAGGUGGCUGGUCAGUCAGCCCACCCACCCCCCCUCUCCCCCUCCAUCCCCCCCCCCCCCCCCCCCCCCCCCUGCUGAUGUCCCCCCCCCCGCCCCCCACCCGUGUUUUUCCCACCCACCCACCCCCCAUCCCUCUCGCCGGGCAGCCUCGUCUGUGCUUGUAAAUGGUGAUCGUUCCUGCUGCCCGUCUCGCUCACUUGGUUUGUUUAUUAUUAUAUAUUUUUCCCUGCUUUUGUUGCUACGCUCUUCUUCUGUGUUUUAUUAAAGGGGAGGCUGGUGAGA
This is a messenger RNA of Pseudonaja textilis, 999 nucleotides long. Lineage: Eukaryota; Metazoa; Chordata; Lepidosauria; Squamata; Elapidae. The record is from RefSeq and is a predicted model, not a curated record.